AAGUCAACCGAAAUUGAGAAAAUAAAAUUCACGCUUGGAAAAUUGAAUAGAUGCUUGAAUGUGGUGCAAUUGGCAGUAGUGCUUCAGGAAAUCGAACGCAGUCAUCAUGUGUAAUCAAUGAUUCAGAUCGCAUUUGAUUGCAUUCACGUUCAGACAUAUGUGUAUUUCGAAUCAAGCAUGGAUAACAGUGUCCAAUGAAACGAAAUAUUGGUGCAACAUCUUCUAGAAGUAUAUGGCUGUGUGGCUGAACUAGAAACAUAAAAGCGCUUUCGACAAAUUGAUUGCAGCGGUUUACAUUUAUUAGUUAAAAAAGAAGAAGAAGAAUAUUUUUCAUUGCAAACAUACACACAACACACAAAAACCAGUUAUGGUGACAACGGAUGAACCAAACCAAGAAUGGCUCCGGCAAAAGGAGCUAGAAUGCGAUGAAAGUCUACGCAAAAUCAACACAACUUUUGAAGCGGGUAAAUUUUGCCGUGGAACAUUUGAUGGAUGGCUGUGUUGGCCCGACACACCUGCAGGGACAUCAGCCCAAGCAUCUUGUCCGGAUUUCAAAAUCGGCUUUGAUCCAUCACGUUUCGCACACAAAGAUUGUAACGCAGAUGGUACUUGGUUUCGACAUCCCGCUAAUAAUAAAACAUGGUCCAAUUACACAACCUGCAUAAAUUGGGACGACUUUGAGUCGCGGCGACAAGUUAAUUUCAUUUAUGAAUUCGGAUAUUCAAUAUCAUUACUAGCCAUACUACUAUCCUUAGCACUUCUCGGUUAUUUUCGGUCAUUAAAAUGUGCCCGAAUCACAAUACAUAUGAACUUGUUUGCUUCAUUUGCGGCAAAUAAUUCCUUAUGGUUACUAUGGUAUCGAAUGGUUGUCCCCAAUCCGGAUGUGAUUGAGCAAAAUGAGUCGAGUUGUGUUAUUUUGCAUUUGGUACUUCAUUACUUCAUGCUGAGCAACUAUGCAUGGAUGCUGUGUGAGGGAUUUUAUUUGCACACUGUACUGGUAUCAGCAUUCAUAUCGGAGCAUCGUUUGGUGAGGUGGUUAAUGGCAUUUGGAUGGAUUGCUCCAGUAUUCAUAUUACUAUCAUAUGGUUUGUCUCGCGGUUUGCGUGGCACUGAAAAGCAGAACUUACAUUGUUGGAUGACCGAUACGCCGUACAAUAACAUACUUGUUGCGCCCGUUUGUAUAUCAAUGAUGAUGAAUUUACUGUUUCUCUGCAACAUCGUUCGGGUUUUAUUCAUGAAAUUGCGAGCACCAGCAGGACCACAAGGUGGAGCACCAUCACGGAAUAUAUUGCAAGCGUUUCGUGCAACGCUGUUGUUAGUGCCGCUAUUGGGUCUACAGUACGUAUUAACACCGUUUAAACCAGAAUCAGGCCAUUCAUAUGAGAUCGUAUAUGAAAUUGUAUCAGCAUUUACAACAUCAUUGCAGGGUCUGUGUGUGGCGACUUUGUUCUGUUUCUUCAACGGCGAAGUGAUUGCACAGGUAAAACGAAAGUAUCGAACGUUAUUCUUCAGCAGUCGAGCGCGUUCGAAUUCAUAUACAGCGACACAGGUUUCAACACACCAAUUGCAGUUUGUUCGUAAUGGACCGCCGGUACCGGGAGAGGAGAAAGUUUGACUACGCGAUAAAUCAUACCGAGGUCAUCGAGAUCGUAACGAUGAUGAUGAUCAAAUCAAAGUGACCAUACACACAACGCCCAACUACGAUUACGAUCCAAAAACCAAUAGCCAAACAAAUGAUAAAGGAAAUUAUUCGAAUUGGUCAAAUGAUGCUGGUGAAACGUUGGAAAUGCUCGAAAUCACACAAUCCAAAAUCAAUAAUAAUAAUGGACGAGAAACGAAUGGGCAUCGUGUUAAUAAUUGCAGUGGACCAUUCAAAAAUACCACAUCAACUGAACCAAUCGACACUUACGAUAAUCUGUAAAUUAUAAGCUAUAACACAAACUGAUGAAUGCAAGAUUACCACUUACUUGCAUCGCCAACAGUCUGAAUUAUGAACUUAUUAUAAGGUUAAAAUCUUCGUUAAACACACAUAAUAUACACAUAUUGUCUCGCGCUGAUUUUGGCUCACACAAAAUUUCAAUAGAUUUGGACACAUUCAAUUCAAAUCGAUAUCACAUUGACAAUUGAAAAUUGAAUAAAGACAGAAAUAAAUUGAAUAUGCUUUAAACAGCACAAAUCCAUCUUCAAAUAUCGUUAAGUGUAUAUUUACAUACAUACAUACAUACAUACAUACAUAUAUAUAUAUAUUUUAAUAGAAAUUAUAAAACCAAAACUGUUUCAUUUUCGUCAAAGCAGUUCAUAUGAUUUAAGUAUUUUACUAAUAUAAUCGAAUCAAUGUGGGCUUAAUAAAUAUGGCAUAGAAUAAAAAAAAGUUGAGAAAAUUUUGAAAAAAUGAAAUUCUAGUCGAAGAGACGUGCAAAACGAAUUGUUUUUAUAUUUAAGCGUGUACAAAACUGUGUAAGUGUCUUAGUUUCAUUAUGUUUUUAAAAGAAAAAUUUGGAAAUGUGCAAACAAAACAAAACAAAAAAUUAACAACUCCUAUGCUUAAUGUGUAAGAAUUUGAGAAGCCAAAGUUUUGUUUAGACAUAUAUAUAUUCAAGAACACAUUCUCUCAAACACUCAACUGAAUUGAAUUCGAAAUAUAACCAAAACACAAGCAAAUCAGGUUUUCUAUCUUUGAAAAUGUAUUCGAGAAUUUUAAUGUACUGAUAGAAAUACUAAUGGGUGAAAACGAUGUUAGCGUAUUUACUAAACACAAACAUCAACAAAACUUUAGUUUUAUUCUCAAUUUAUUUUUUACAUUCUUACUUUGCAUUUUACUCUUUAGCAUUAAUUCUUAUAUAUUCUGUAACUUAAAUGCACAAAAGAACAACAACAACAACAGCAACAACCACACCGAGCUUAUUUAUAGGGGAAAAUAAAUGGAACAAAAAGAGAUACGCAGACAUUAUACAUACACACUUACAUUUCCAAUCGUAUUUUCAAAAGGGUAAUAUCUCAUCGAGCAUUGUGUUGAUUUAGAGAUAAUGUGGCCAAACUCAAUCAAUGAUUUUUGGUAUGCACAACAAACACAUUGCAAAUUGCGAUGUGAUCGGCAUGCAAUCAGACCUAUACGGUUCAGUGGCCGAUUUCGGGCAUCCAAUUUAUACAAAUUCAAAUCCAAAUAUCCAAACAUUGUUGUAGACACACACACAAGUGUGUACAGUCAUUGCAAAUCAGGGUCACAAAUCACCUGUUUUUUUCAUUACAUUAACCAAACAUUCUAAAAGUUUUCUGGUUUUUUUUAAUGUUUUGAUAUUUGGCAGUAUUUGGCAUUUUUUGAAGCUUUCGGCUUUGUGACGAGGGUAUCGUACAUAAUUUUCUGUCUUUUUUGAUUGAGUAUUAAAAUUGAACUUUGUGUAAUUUUUCGAAAAAAAAAAAAACUGAAAACUCAUUUACGUGCGAUUAUUGAUUUGUAUAAGGAAAAAUACGAAUUUAUUAUGAAAUGUUCGCAUAAAUGUAAUUGCCAUUGAAGAUGUAUAUAGAAAAUAUGCUGAAAACGAUGGGAAUAUGCUUCUAAACAAUAAAAUCACAUGUGAAAUAGAUUAUCAUCCAGAUUACCACAACUCAAACAGUUUUAUGCAGUUACGCCAAUAAAACAUUCAUUUUCUUUUAACAGUCUGCAAUCGUCAAGUUAUGGGAGAAACCCAUGUUCUGUAACACAUUUGAUUGUAUCUCAUGUAUUUUGUGCUUCAAAAAGUUCUUUUUAUUCAUCUGUUUCAUUUUAAAAUUGAAAAGACUAAACAAGGUACUCGAAUUGGCGGUAUGGAAGAAAAAUAAAUAAGAGAAGAAGAAAAAUUAUCGCAUUAUGAAUUUUUCGAUAGAAGCCAAUAAAGAAGAUGCGCAUUCGAAAUGUUUCAUGAAAUUGCAACGUUUAAAAUAUAGUAUUUUCUAUAAUACAUAAUAUAACAUUUUGAAAUCGCAUAUCUCAUUUUGGUGCGUUGAAUUUUUCAACAUGGAAGAUUGUAUUUGAUUUUUUCUAACGGUUCGAUUGUGAUUAUAUAUUUAGCUUUUGACGGUUAAAAAUGCCAAACAUUUUUGCUUGCCGUCAGUUUUUCGGAGAUUAAUUUUUUGAAGGUUUUAUGUCACGAAUAGAUGAUUUUACAUUGUAUGUGUAUGCAAAGUCGCGCAUCAUUCAUGAAGAUUUUCAUGGCCUAAUAAUUCAUCAAGCCCUGAUUUUUCGCAGCUUCAAUAAGCACGAAAUUUAAUUAAAUCCAUUCAAGAAAAGAAUUUAUUGUCAAAAUUGAUUUCAUUCAGUACCAUCCGCUGCCUCCGUGCAGUGUUUGUAUUUAUUUGUAAUUUGUUGUCACUCAAAACACAAGAAGAAACAGUGCGACGGAAAUUAAUAGAUUAUGAAGCUCAAAAUUGAAUAGAAUCGCAAAGUUUGAAGAAGAAAAACCUUGCAGCUUUUAGUAUAUAAUAACUGCAGAAUAUGUUAUUUUAUUAAAUGUACAGAAAUGUUGACGAUAUGAUCCCAUAUAUUAGUGUUUCCUUUGGUUGAGCGUGUCCUAUCGCAAUAUCAUCAUUUGCGGUCUAUUCUCUCAUCAAAUAUAGCCAAAAACAACGAUUUCGCAAAACAUUCAAUUCAAUCAAUUUUAAAGGGCUAUUUAUGUCAUACACCCUACGUAAUUCGAAUUUUAGCAACAGAAAAAGAAGAUAUCAGAACAGAGAACCAAUAAAUGAAUAACACAUAAGAACAUACAAAUAUAAAUGUUAUUUUUGUAAAAUAAAAUUGAGAAAAGGUGGAAAGAGAACGAAAAUCAUAUACACAUAUACUAAAAACUAAGUUUUAUUUUGUAAUUGUGCAUGUGCACACGGCGAGAUAAGAGAUGCCCGCAUUCGCAACCACGUAUUUCUAUGGAACACAAACACAAAAUGGAUCGGAACGGACCUUAGUCUUAACAUAAAUUAUCAUCAAAGUGAAUAAUAAAUGUCAUCGAAAGCGAAGACUUCGACGACGAUGAUAAAUUUACUGAACAAAGCGACGACAGAUUCGUUUUCAAUCAAGUAUACCGAACAAACUUAAUGAGUGUUAUUUCCGUAUGUCCGUGUUAUUUAUCUGAAAUGUUAAAUUUUUUUUUAUUUUAUCCCGAAUUAAACAUAUGAACGCAUGGAAAAUAUAAUGACAAAAAAAAAAUAUUUGUGUAAUUGUGAAAUGAAAAAAAAAAAAACUUUGAAUGAAAAAUGUAACAUAAAUGUUUGCAAAUAUAUAGAAACAA
Molecule: messenger RNA, 5258 nt
Organism: Contarinia nasturtii (swede midge)
Lineage: Eukaryota; Metazoa; Arthropoda; Insecta; Diptera; Cecidomyiidae
Gene: Dh31-R
Product: calcitonin gene-related peptide type 1 receptor
Exons: 11
Coding region: 368-1615 (415 amino acids)
Biological process (GO): adenylate cyclase-modulating G protein-coupled receptor signaling pathway; cell surface receptor signaling pathway
Cellular component (GO): plasma membrane
Molecular function (GO): calcitonin receptor activity
Source: RefSeq, a predicted model, not a curated record